AUGCCGCGGGCCAGCCGCUACAAGCCGUUCAAUGACAGGGUGCAGCGAGCUCUCAGCCAGCACAUUCGCCUCCUGCACCGCUCCGGCGCCACCUUCUUCAUCUUGGGCGACACCGGAAAUGUGUACACUGCCACCAUAUCGACUAUGCCAAAAUGCAGCUGCCCUGAUCGUGUGACACCCUGCAAGCAUUUGCUGUUUGUGUAUCUCCAAGUUUUGGGUUAUUCGGAGGAUGACAGGUUUCUCAGGGACGACUAUUUCUCGCUGUGGGAGGUGGAGCGGAUGUUGGCGCGGGACACGCUGCCUGGAUCAAUGGCUGGGGAGAGCAUGCGGAUGUGGUUUCAUCAGCUGUAUGAUUUUGAGGGCAAGCAGAGGCAGCAGGGGUCGUCGUCCAAGACGAAGCCAAGAGUGGUGAUUGAAGAGGGUACUUGCUGCCCUGUUUGUUUGGAUGAGAUGGGGAAGCAAGACAAGGUGGUGGCUUGUGGGACGUGUAGGAACCCGAUUCAUGAGGAAUGCUUCUUGAAGUGGAAGAGGAGCGCGAGGAAGAAGCAGGCGCAUUGUGUGAUGUGCAGGGCGAGAUGGGGUUCCAUCGAGCAGGAGCAGGACAAGUACCUGAACUUGGCUGCUUAUGCUUGUACUAGCGAGGAGGAGGAUGACGAUGAUGAGGACGAAGACUAG
Fragaria vesca subsp. vesca is the source of this 675-nucleotide messenger RNA. RefSeq names its product mitogen-activated protein kinase kinase kinase 1-like. Bases 1 to 675 code for a protein of 224 amino acids. Gene Ontology annotation, molecular function: ubiquitin protein ligase activity; zinc ion binding. The record is from RefSeq and is a predicted model, not a curated record. Lineage: Eukaryota; Viridiplantae; Streptophyta; Magnoliopsida; Rosales; Rosaceae. The transcript has a single exon.